Messenger RNA from Entrophospora candida, 1011 nucleotides. NCBI's taxonomy places the organism in Eukaryota, Fungi, Glomeromycota, Glomeromycetes, Entrophosporales, Entrophosporaceae. The record is from the annotation of a GenBank genome assembly.
AUGACAAAAAAACAAGAUAAAAAUGGCUCAAAACAAUCAAAUAAACUUGAAACUUUGGGGAAUGAGGUUACUAUGAAUUUGAAUAACAUUCUUUAUCAGAAUAUUCAAGCUUCUCCUUAUUUCAAGCAACUUUAUGAAUUAAAAACCUAUCAUGAAGUUAUUGAUGAAAUUUAUAAUCAUGAACCAUUCCUAAAGGGAACAACAGCUUCGACAGCAUUUUGUUUAUUAUAUAAACUUUGGACCCUUCGAUUAACCGUUAAACAAGUAUCAGGAUUAAUUGAACAUCCUGAUUCACCAUAUAUUCGUGCUUUAGGAUUUUUAUAUCUUCGAUACGUUUGUAAACCAGAAAAUUUAUGGGAAUGGUUUGAAGCAUAUUUAGAUGAUGAAGAAGAGCUUCAAGUUCAAGGUGGCGCUCGUCCAAUAAUAAUGACAAUUGGUAAAAUUUGCAGUCAACUAUUAACUGAACAAAAAUGGCUUGGUACCAUACUACCACGUAUUCCUGUUCCAAUAGCACGUGAUAUUGAUCAAAGAUUAAAAGAAUAUUCAUCACAAGAUCUUCCACCAACACCACUACCACCUUCAUCAUUAACAAGUGGAUUUCUUCAUCAUUUGCUAGGGAAUGAGCCAAGACCAUCUGAUCGUGCUGUUUCGAGACGUGGUGGUGAAGAUGAAGAAAGAGAGCAUAGUAGCAGACGUAGUAGAACACGUAGUCGUAGUAUUGAACAAGGAGGAGGAUCUUCGAGAUCACACAGAUAUAGAGAUUAUGAUUAUGAUCGAGGACGUCGAGAUCAUGACAGAUACAGAGGAGAUCGAGAACGCAAGCGUAGUAGGAGUGAUAGCCGUGAGCGUUAUCAUCAUCAUAGACGGCAUAGAAGUUCUAGUCGUGAUAAUAAAGAAAGAGAUUAUGAUAGUGGUAGACGCUCAUCAGGUAAUGACUAUGAUCGUAAUAAAAGAAGACAUGACGAUGAAAGAAGUUAUGAGCGUCGCAGAAGCAGAAGUCCUAAAAAUUAA